Hirsutella rhossiliensis is the source of this 1656-nucleotide messenger RNA. Its product is annotated as AMP-binding enzyme domain-containing protein. The coding region runs from base 1 to 1656 and encodes 551 amino acids. The transcript has 8 exons. NCBI's taxonomy places the organism in Eukaryota, Fungi, Ascomycota, Sordariomycetes, Hypocreales, Ophiocordycipitaceae. The record is from RefSeq and is a predicted model, not a curated record.
AUGGCGAGUUGGUAUCUCGUAGAAUCUUUUGGAGAACCAACCUUUGUUGAGUCAAUAGCUUACAUUGGCCCUAAUGAUAUUCGAUAUCUCAUAUUCAUGUUUGCUGCCAUUAGGGUGGGUUACAAGAUGUUAUUCACAUCACCACGAAACAAUCUAGAUGGUCAUUUGAACAUUCUCGCUCAAGGUGACUGCGAAAAGUUUCUACAGGCGAAAAACACCGACAUCUCCCGGAUAAUCCAGAGUCGACCAAUGCGAACAAUAGAGGCACCGGACCUGGAGCAGCUCCUAGAUGAUUCCAGGAUGGUUCCUGUGCACCCCUAUCUCAAAUCGUUUGAUGAGGCGCAACAUGACCCUUGCCUGGUGUUGCAUACCACAGGAUCAACAGUGCCGCCUAUCGGCAGUUUCAGGCCGACUACAGAAAUCUACCAAGAGGCAAAACGAGCGUAUACUUCAAUGCCGCUUUUCCACACGAGCGGUAUAAACGCCACCAUCACCUGGGCUUUGUGUCUCGGAGUGACCCUCGUUUUCGGAGCGCCGCAUGUUGUGCCCAACGCUGCAUACGUGGACGCAAUGCACCGAUUUGCUGAUGUCAAUGCUUCAAUGGGAGCGCCCUCCCUUUACGAGGAUAUCAGUACACAACCAGAUUGGUUAGAACACAUGAAGGGCUUUUCCUAUGUCGUUGUUAGUGGUGCGCCGCUAUCCAAAAGUGCCGGUGACACUAUUUCUCAAUAUACGCGAGUAAUUGGGAAUCUGGGUGCUACAGAGACAGCCAAUCUUCCUCGACUGGCUCCAUCCGCCGUCGACUGGGAGUACUUUUAUUGGCAUCCCACUCAUUCAGGGAUUCAAAUGCGGGAGUGCCAGGAUUAUCCUGGCUUAUUUGAACUCAUCAUUAUAUCCGAAUGGUCGAUGAACGAUCUCUACGAUCAGCACCCCGAUCCGAACAAGCCAUUCUUGUGGCGCUAUCGCGGGCGAAAGGAUGACGUUAUUGUAUUGAGCAAUGGAGAAAAGCUUACUCCUGUGCUAAUGGAGACGGCCCUCGCGAGGAGUUCACUCGUCCGCGGUGCUAUUAUAGUGGGGCAGGGGCGAUUCCAACCCCUCGCAUUAAUCGACCUGGUACCCGGCGUCGAACACCCGGAAGAUCAGCAAUCGCGCCAUGAACUGAUUCAAAGGUUGCUACCUGUAGUAGCGGAGGCCAACAAACAUGCUCCUCGUCAUGGCCAGCUGGACCGCCACCACAUCCUGUUUGCAGACCCGUCUAAGCCCUUGCAUUUUCUUGGCCAGAGCAAGAUCCAGAGGCGCAUUACGAAUGAACUCUACAGCACAGAGAUUGAAGCAUUCUAUAAGCACAUUGAAAGGCGGAAUAUAGCGCCAGAACGACCUCAACUCCUGACUAGUCAACCUUGGCGAGACUAUGAUAACGACGACUUUUUCAGAGCUGGCGUCGAUUCACUUGAAGCUACGAUGAUAACGCGAGAAAUCAACUUCAAUAUAGCAGGCGGCAUCACCCCAACCGAUAUCUAUAUGCACCCGACCCUUUCUCAGCUUGCCAAAUAUGUCGUGGAACUAUCUUCGGCGGCAGACGUCAUUAAUGGAAAUCAAAAGGCGUGCAACAGCACGAAACUUGAAGCGGCAGAGGAAGUUCAAAGCCAGCCCUAG